GGCCCGGUACGCGCGCGCCGGAGGGGAGGGGAGGGGAGGACCAUGCAGUGCGCGGCGGACGGCGGCGGCGCGGAGCCGGCGGUGAGGAAGGGGCCCUGGACCAUGGAGGAGGACCUCGUCCUCGCCAACUACGUCGCCGCCAACGGCGAGGGCGCGUGGAACAGCCUCGCCCGCGCCGCCGGGCUGAACCGGACGGGGAAGAGCUGCCGCCUGCGGUGGCUCAACUACCUGCGCCCCGACGUGCGGCGGGGCAACAUCACGCCGGAGGAGCACCUGCUCAUCGUGGAUCUCCAGGCCAGGUGGGGCAACCGGUGGUCCAAGAUCGUCAGGCACCUCCCCGGCCGGACCGACAACGAGAUCAAGAACUUCUGGAGGACCAAGAUACAGAAGAAGCGCCGCGCCGGCGCCACCGCCAGCGACAGCGCCGGGUGCCAGCUUCUGAGCUCGACGGCGGUGACCGAGUCCCAGAGCAGCAGCAGCAACUCCGUGGUCCGGCCGGGCGCCAUGCCGCACUACGACGUCGUCGCGGCGACGACGCAUCCAGGCGGCUGGGGUGAUCACCAGCUUGGCUACGCCGUGCAAGGAGGAGGUGAUGCCGCGUGUGCCGGUGGAAUGGACGGCGGCGUGCCGCCGGAGUUCUUGCAGGCGGCGGCGGUGGCGGCCGACAACGUCUGGGGCCUCGAGGAGUUCUGGCCAACGGUGCCGCCGUCGCUCCACGGCGACUACUGAUUGCGACGGAUGCUGUUGUGCCGUGUGCCGCCUGUAUAGGUAUCCACAUCGGUGUGUUAGUGAGUUGGAUUCGUUUGCUAGAACAAAGCGUGCCGGCUUCGCUAAAAUUUCAACUGAAAUUUCACUCGAGUUCGUCUCAAGCCAAAGCUAAAUUAAUUUUGCCGGGCAAAUCUAAAAAAUGUUGUCUGUCUUUGGGAUGAGUUCAGACCUACUGUAGAUUAAGUGUUGAAGGUCGAAACCUCAAUUCUUGCAAGCACAUUAGAGCCGUCAAUGCUUCUUUGAGAUUCACACUAUACGUCAAUGUAUUUUUCCUGCAUUGCUCUGUAUUAGAUCUAGUUUGUACACUUCGUAAUUACUUUU
This is a messenger RNA of Triticum aestivum (bread wheat), 1089 nucleotides long. RefSeq names its product MYB-like transcription factor EOBII. The record is from RefSeq and is a predicted model, not a curated record. Lineage: Eukaryota; Viridiplantae; Streptophyta; Magnoliopsida; Poales; Poaceae. Gene Ontology annotation, molecular function: DNA-binding transcription factor activity; sequence-specific DNA binding. Bases 43 to 729 code for a protein of 228 amino acids. Gene Ontology annotation, cellular component: nucleus. Gene Ontology annotation, biological process: regulation of DNA-templated transcription. The transcript is spliced from 2 exons.